Molecule: messenger RNA, 951 nt
Organism: Lodderomyces beijingensis
Lineage: Eukaryota; Fungi; Ascomycota; Pichiomycetes; Serinales; Debaryomycetaceae
Source: the annotation of a GenBank genome assembly
AUGACCAGAAAAUCCAAUCCCAUUUACGUUGACAGCCACGAGGAAGCUCUUCGCGUGGUGACCCUGUUUGACAAUUUCCUCCUCGAUUGCGACGGAGUCAUCUGGCUAGCAGAAACCUUGAUUGAAGGCGUGGCCCAGUUUUUACAGCAGCUCCAGCUCCACAAGAAACACAUUGCAUUUGUCACUAACAACUCGUCAAAGUCACGCAGGGCAUACGUUGAGAAAUUCAACAGCUUGGGCAUCCAUGGCGUCACGAAGGAACAGAUAUACACAACGGGCUACUCGGCCGUUUUGGAGUUGAAGAAAAUGGACAUCGAAUCCGGCUCCAAAGUCUGGGUGUUGGGCGACUCGGGAAUCGAGGACGAGCUCGUUGACGAAGGCUAUAUCCCACUAGGCGGAUCCAACCCGCUCUUGGACCAAUCGUGGAACCCCAAGAACCCCUUGUUGAAAGUAGACCCCGAAGUGCGCGCAGUAGUAGCUGGAUCAACCAACGACUUCAACUUUAUGCGAAUCGCAACCACGUUGCAGUAUUUGCUCUACGACGGCGGCAAAUUGCCCUUUAUCGGCACCAAUGGAGACCGAAAUUACCCCGGUCCCGAUGGGUUGACGUUACCAGCGGGCGGAAGCAUGGUUGAAUACAUGUCCUUUUGCUCGGGCAGACCCUAUAUCGACGUCGGUAAACCAAGCAAGACCUUUGCCGAUGUCAUCUUUUACGACACCGGUUUCGAUAGAGCCAAGUCCAUCAUGAUUGGCGACACCUUGUUUUCCGAUAUCAAGUUUGCCAAUGACGCCGGCAUGGGCAAUGGCCACGGCUCCAUGCUUGUUUUGUCUGGUGUUUCCACGGUGGAUGAGUUGAAGCGCGUCAUCCUGUCUCCCACUGAUCAAGCAUUGAUUCCGCAGUUUUACACCGAUUCAUUAACGAAAUUUUACAAACUCAUCCAUUCAGAUUGA